This is a messenger RNA of Vicia villosa (hairy vetch), 1683 nucleotides long. Its product is annotated as F-box protein At1g67340-like. Lineage: Eukaryota; Viridiplantae; Streptophyta; Magnoliopsida; Fabales; Fabaceae. The transcript has 3 exons. Gene Ontology annotation, molecular function: protein binding. The coding region runs from base 140 to 1285 and encodes 381 amino acids. The record is from RefSeq and is a predicted model, not a curated record.
GUUGCUCUUGUUCUUGUCUGGGGUCAUAAAUACCUUUUGUUGGGUUAACACAUUCAUUACUCAUUAACCUCUUAUAUAUAUAACCCUUUGCUUCAUUAUUUUUUCCAUUUCAUUUAUCUCUCAAACAAGAGAGAAAAAUAUGAGAACAAGAAGAGGGUCUUGUUAUAUUGAACCUGAAAUAGUGACAAAGAUGUGUUCUUUGGGGAAGAGAAAGAAGGACAUGCAUAUUUCCAAGAAAACUAUUUUUUGUGGAAAGAGACUAAAGAAGUGUUUGGAGAAAACUUCAUCAGAAUAUGAUUUUUUCGAGGCCUUGCCAGAUGAUAUCGUUAUUUCUAUCUUCUGCAGGCUUAGUUCUACAGCCACUUCACCUUCCGAUUUUGUAACCGUUUUAUCAACAUGUAAAAGAUUCAAAAGAUUAGCACUUCAUUCUCUUGUGUUGUCAAAAGCUUCUCCCAGAACUUUCUCCAUUAGAGCCAAAAACUGGUGCGAAUCUGCACAACAAUUUCUUAAACAGUGUGCUGAGGCAGGGAAUGUUGAAGCCUGUUAUACUCUGGGCAUGAUUCGGUUUUACUGUUUGCAAAACAGAGGGAGCGGUGCUUCGCUUAUGGCGAAAGCUGCAAUGAACUCUCACGCGCGUGCACUCUACUCGCUUGCAGUUAUACAGUUCAACGGCAGCGGCGGUACCAAAAGUGAUAAGGACCUCCGUGCCGGUGUUGCUCUCUGCGCCAGAGCCGCUUUCCUCGGCCAUAUCGACGCGCUUCGUGAGCUUGGACACUGUUUACAAGACGGUUACGGUGUGAAACAGAAUAUCUCCGAGGGGAGGCGCUUUCUUAUUCAGGCUAACGCACGUGAACUCUCCGGCGUUUUGUCCACCGACGCCGGCGCGUGUCAGUUAGUUAACGCUAAUCUUCAAUCUCAACUCCGAUACGUCGCGGUGUCUGGAUGUCCGUUGUUGAGCGAUUUUGGAUGUAAUGUUCCGGCGCCGGAGCCGCAUCCGUCGAGUCGGUUUAUGACGGAGUGGUUUGCCGUUCGCGGCGGAUUGAAUGGUUCGGGUUUGAGGCUCUGUUCGCAUGUGAGUUGUGGGAAGCCGGAGACGCGAAAGCAUGAGUUUCGAAGGUGUUCGGUUUGUGGUGCGGUGAAUUAUUGCUCGCGUGCGUGUCAGGCGCUUGAUUGGAAGUUCCGUCAUAAGGCGGAGUGUGCUCCUGUGGAGCGGUGGCUUGAUGAGGAUGGUGAUGACGAGAAAGUUGACGACGACGAUGAGGUAAUGGUUAUGAAUGAUAGUUAGACAAUUUUUCUUAGAGGAUGGUAACUGGAAUGGUAAUGGUGACUGAAGUUAAAUAAUACAACUUUAACGGAAAUGAAUCAAUUUUGUUGAGGUGUUGAGAGUUGAGACUUUGUAUACAUCCAAGUUGUUUAAAGAAUAAAUCAAAAGAAGAUUCAAACAACAAAAAGUCAUCAACAAAGGUUUCUGCAUUUUCUUUAUUAGACCAGAAAAGAUGGUCUGGAAUGCAUGGACCAUUGCAAAGUAGCGGUGGCUAUCCACAAUUCAAGGGGCAUUUUUCUGUGAGUAAAGAUGCUGAAUAGACAUGUAAACAAUGUUUUCUCAUGGUUUUGAGAAUUCACUGUAAUCUGAUUGUACUUUGAAUAACCAUCUAAGAUUCAGUAAAGUGGUUAAUACUCCAA